Messenger RNA from Hemicordylus capensis (graceful crag lizard), 2262 nucleotides. It is a transcript of the gene TMEM185A, whose product is annotated as transmembrane protein 185A. Bases 173 to 1225 code for a protein of 350 amino acids. The transcript has 7 exons. The record is from RefSeq and is a predicted model, not a curated record. Lineage: Eukaryota; Metazoa; Chordata; Lepidosauria; Squamata; Cordylidae.
UGUCUACGCGUGCGCGGCUGGGCUGGAGCGCAGCGCACGCGCAAUGCGGCCCGGCAGCUGUGAGGGGACGCGGUGGACGGGUGGACGGGGCUGGCGGAGCGAUUUGGUUUCCUGUCCGGGGGCUGCUGCGAUGCGUCGUCGCCUGUGAAGGGGAGGCGGAAGCAGGGACGCCAUGAACUUGAGGGGCUUGUUUCAGGAUUUCAACCCUAGCAAAUUCCUUAUCUACGCCUGUCUGCUACUAUUCUCAGUUCUGCUUUCUCUCCGUUUGGAUGACAAGAUUCAAUGGAGCUACUGGGCAGUAUUUGCUCCAAUAUGGCUGUGGAAGUUGAUGGUCAUUGUUGGUGCCUCAGUAGGAACUGGAGUAUGGGCACGAAACCCACAGUACCGAGCAGAAGGAGAAACGUGUGUGGAAUUCAAAGCCAUGCUAAUUGCAGUAGGCAUCCACUUGUUACUGCUGAUGUUCGAGGUGCUCGUCUGCGAUGGGAUUGAGAGAGGAACCCGCUUCUGGCUCCUCGUCUUCAUGCCACUGUUUUUUGUGUCUCCGGUGUCGGUUGCAGCUUGCGUGUGGGGCUUCCGGCAUGACCGAUCUCUGGAGCUGGAAAUCCUGUGUUCUGUCAAUAUUCUCCAGUUCAUAUUUAUUGCACUCCGACUAGAUGAAAUUAUCAAGUGGCCUUGGCUUGUUGUCUGUGUCCCUCUGUGGAUCUUGAUGUCCUUUCUCUGCCUGGUUGUACUUUAUUAUAUCGUCUGGUCUGUCCUUUUCUUACGGUCAAUGGAUGUGAUUGCUGAGCAACGGAGAACACACAUAACGAUGGCCAUCAGUUGGAUGACGAUUGUCGUUCCAUUACUCACCUUUGAAAUCCUGCUGGUGCAUAGACUAGAUGGACAUAACACGUUCUCAUAUAUACCCAUAUUUGUUCCGCUUUGGCUAUCAUUGAUCACAUUAAUGGCAACAACAUUUGGACAGAAAGGAGGAAAUCAUUGGUGGUUUGGAAUUCGCAAAGAUUUCUGCCAGUUCCUGCUUGAAAUUUUCCCUUUCCUAAGAGAGUACGGCAACAUUUCUUACGAUCUGCAUCAUGAAGAUAAUGAGGAAACAGAAGAAACUCCUGUUCCAGAACCUCCCAAAAUAGCGCCAAUGUUUCGGAAGAAGACUGGGGUAGUCAUUACCCAGAGUCCUGGGAAAUAUGUUAUACCACCUCCCAAGCUAAACAUUGAUAUUCCGGAUUAAAAAUGGACUUUGAAACAAUGUGGUGCGUGGCUAGGAUUGGCUCCUCCCAUUCGACCAUAUCUGAGAGUUGGUGGCCAACCCGUUUUAUCUCAUGCCUUGUUCUAAUUGGUUUAUGGAUAGAGAGUCUUGUGCUUUAGUGGCUUGUAAUAUAGAGAAUGGAGAUUUUCUUUAAUAUAAUUUCUCUGAGAGUUGUCAUAUAUUUGCAUAUAAAAUGUCAAGCAGGUCUCAAUGAGUGCAAUGCUUAAAGUGUGUGUCACAGAUGGAAAGUAUCGGAUCUCUGUUUAUGAACUUUAAUUUUAUGCUCAGCUGUGAGCAUUGAACCUGUAUAGUGUUUGUUAGUAACACAAUUCAGGUUUUCCGGAAGUACAGUUCAGCAUUUGAAAUACUAUCUUCAGAAGCUUCAAUCCUGUCCACAUGUAUGCCUGGGCAAGUCCUCCUAGAUUUGGAGGCCCUUGUGCACAUGACCCUGUGGCCUGAGCUGCAGCCACAGUGUGACGAGAGGAGAGGGUGGUUUGAUCUGUGAACCUCCCUGCUUGGUUGGAUUUAAGCUUGCCUGUAUAGUAUUUAUAUGAACUUCUGGCAAUGUAAUAUAUUUUUAAAAAGAAAAUCUGUACAGUAUAAAUAUGUAAAAGUAUUUUUUUAAAGGCUGUAUGAAAUGCGUAAUCUAUUGUGAACAACAUCUCGUUGUGUUAAUCUGUACACUUGGCUUCUAUUUAUGCUAAAGUACCAUAGCCCCAUGGUAUUGCAUUGGCAUGCUCUUGCCUCUUUGUUUCCCUAGAACUUUGAAACCGCUGUGUUUCAAGCAUGUCCUCAGGUAGGACUUGAAGGUUCUCCCUCUGUUGAAUGGGUCAAAUGACCUCAAUAAAGGUAUGUAAAUUAUUGUGUAAAUGACCAUAAUCUUUAUGCUGUCUAGAGGGCAGUGAGGAGACUUUUUAAAGUUGCUUUUCCACUUUUCUUUUAAAAGGUUACUUAUUGUUUGGUAGUAUCUAUUUCUCAUUCUCCUACUUCUUGGCUGUUCAAUAAAAUAUCCUCCUGCA